Messenger RNA from Dunckerocampus dactyliophorus (ringed pipefish), 1249 nucleotides. RefSeq names its product pyroglutamyl-peptidase 1-like. Gene Ontology annotation, biological process: proteolysis. Gene Ontology annotation, cellular component: cytosol. The record is from RefSeq and is a predicted model, not a curated record. The transcript has 5 exons. Bases 56 to 685 code for a protein of 209 amino acids. Gene Ontology annotation, molecular function: pyroglutamyl-peptidase activity. Lineage: Eukaryota; Metazoa; Chordata; Actinopteri; Syngnathiformes; Syngnathidae.
CAUGCGCCAGAAUAACACGAUACAGCCACUGUUUGGGGGGUAACAGCAAUCGAAAAUGGGCAACAAGAGGAAAGUUUUAGUAACAGGAUUUGAGCCCUUUGGAGAACAUGCUGUGAACUCCAGCUGGGUGGCCGUACAGGAACUAGAGCGUUUAGGGCUGGGUGAUGCCGUAGACCUUCAUGUAUGUGAGGUGCCCGUGGAGUACCAGGCAGUUCAGAGUCUACUUCCAUCUCUGUGGAAGCAGCACAUGCCACAGCUAGUAGUCCAUGUGGGUGUCUCUGGCUUGGCUACCACCGUCACCCUGGAGCAAUGUGGACACAAUAAGGGCUACAAACGCCUGGACAACUGCAGCUUCUGUCCAGCUUCCCAAUGCUGCGUGGAGGAGGGGCCCGACUUCAUCAGCUCUGUGCUGGACAUGGAGACGGUCUGCAAGAGGGUCAGUGACUCAGGCCUUGGGGUUGCUGUGUCAGUGUCCAAGGAUGCUGGAAGAUAUCUGUGUGACUACACCUACUACUCGUCGCUGUUCCUGAGCAAGGGUCGCUGCGCCUUCAUUCAUGUGCCUCCCCUGGGGAACCCCUACAGCAGCCAGGAGCUGGGCAUAGCCCUUCAAGCUGUAGUACAGGAGAUGCUGAAACUCCUGGAGGUGGUGAAGACAGAGGAGCAGCGUUGCAUACAUGCACAUUAAUUUGGACCACUAUAUUUCUUGAUAAGUUAAUGCUGUGGAACAUUGCUUGUAAUGCUGAUGUCUUAGUGUGAGACUGAUCUAUGCGUGGUGAUCGGGAUGAUAGCCAUAUUAGUAGAAGCCUGGAUUCUGGUUUCUUUGAACAAACAUCCUCGCAUUUAAGUGUGUGUUAUAAUGUGUUUAUAUUGCACCAGCUGUGAAAAUAGAUGCACCGAUGCAAACAGGAAAUAAUGAUGCAUAUUUUCAAAAGUGGAAUUUGUUAAAAAUGAUCUUUUAUUAAUAAUAAGGCAGCUACGCGUAUGUAGCACGAUGUUCACUACAGUGUAUUUUCAUUCUAACAUGAUCAUUGUAAUUGUAGCCAGUUUAUUUGUUGACCAAUGACUUGGUCUUUUAAAUGUGUUUUAAUUCUUUUUUGCUGCUUAAAAAAUGUAUUGGCACUGAUGUAAACGACUAAUAAUCUCAGGGGAAUAACAUGCAAUCGACGUUUGAAGAGUUAAUGGUUAGAUGUGGCUGAGCAUGUCUGCAGAAUAUUAAAACUAUGUUAUCGCUGCCUUUGUGUCCGCAUUC